Molecule: messenger RNA, 1321 nt
Organism: Dromiciops gliroides (monito del monte)
Lineage: Eukaryota; Metazoa; Chordata; Mammalia; Microbiotheria; Microbiotheriidae
Gene: MRPS22
Product: mitochondrial ribosomal protein S22
Exons: 9
Cellular component (GO): mitochondrial small ribosomal subunit
Molecular function (GO): structural constituent of ribosome
Source: RefSeq, a predicted model, not a curated record
AUGCACAGUAAAGAGAGAGAGAGACCGGCCAAAGCCCCGGGCGUGCGCAACUCCAUCACCUUCCACCUGACUCUUGUCCCCGCCCCGCCCCGCCCCGCCGCCGCCGCCGCCGCCGCCGCCACUACCUCGACUACAUUUCCCAGCAUGCUGCAAGACCUCCCCCCAACCCCCACCCCCGACUCAGGAAGUUGAAGUCUUUCUCUGCCGGGGCAGAUAGCUGGCGGAGUGAUGGCGGCCUUCAGGGUGCCGGGUUUUUCCUGGCUUUGCAGAGCGACGUCUCGGGGCACUGGGCUUCUAGGGGUCAGAGCGCCUCUCCAACCCCGGCUCCUGCUCUCGCCGGGGGCCUCUGACUCUUGUCGUCGGGUUGGCUCCGAGGCCAAUUCAUCUUGCUCGGAAACAAAGAAGCCAGAAUUCACAGAUGAGGAAGUUCAAAAUAUACUCACCAAAAUGACUGGUUUGGAUUUACAGAAAGUUUUUAAACCAAUUAAGCAAGAACUGAAACCACCAACAUAUAAGCUAAUGACAGAAGCACAACUGGAAGAGGCCAAAAGACAUGCCAUUGAGGCAGCUAAAGAACGGUUAAAAAUGCCUCCUGUGCUGAAAGAACGAAAGCCAAUCAAUGAUAUAUUAGCAGAUGAUAAAAUUCUUGAAGGAACUGAGACUGCCAAAUAUGUGUUUACUGAUUUAACGUAUAGCAUUCCACAUCGUGAGCGUUUCAUUGUUGUCAGGGAACCGAGUGGUAUUCUACGCAAAGCUUCCUGGGAAGAACGAGACAGAAUGAUACAGGUCUUUUUCCCAAAAGAAGGUCGUAAGAUUUUUCCACCACUUAUGUUCCAAGAAGAAAAUCUUCCAACUUUGUUCAGUCAGCAUCGUCAUGAAGAUGUCCUCAAUCUCUGUGUUGCACAGUUUGAGCCAGAUUCAGCUGAUUAUAUUAAAAUUCAUCACCAGACAUAUGACGAUAUAGAAAAGCAUGGAAAAUAUGACCUUUUGCGUUCAACAAGACACUUUGGUGGAAUGGUCUGGUAUCUGGUAAAUAGGAAAAUGAUUGAUGGUUUGCUGAUUGACCAGAUUCAGAGAGAUUUAAUGGAUGAUGCCACAAGUUUGGUCAUUCUGUAUCACAUGCUCCACCCACAUGGAAAUUCAGCUAAGCAGGCUAAAGAACAAGGAGCUGAAGGAUUAGACUUAAUUAAGGUCUUUGCAAAAACAGAAGCACAAAAGGGAGGAUAUAUAGAACUGACUUUACAGGCUUACCAAGAAGUGCUAAGUAGUCGUUCUGCAGCUUCCUGAAGAAAGUAAUUAAAUAAAUUAUCUUUUUAUUCAA